CUUUUCCAUUUCCUCCCACUCGCGGGGCGGAUGGGCCGCCGGAGAACGCGGGGCGCAUGCGCCGCCGCCCCGCGCAUGCUCAGUGGUGCUCGCGGCGCCCCGGAGCUUCCCCAACGAGCGGCGGUCGGCGCGGAGGUCUCCGCGGCCGCUGCGGGAGCGACAGGAAGUGAGGCGGCCCCGCCGGGCGACCGCGGCGGAAGAACCGGUGGCGGAAGGGGCGCCGCGGCGCCGACGUCGUGGACCGGGGUGGCCGAGGGGGCCGAGCGCCGAGGGGACUCGCCGGCUGGGAAGCCGGAUCCCGAGCCGGGCAGGAUGGAUCAUCAUCAGCCGGGGACCGGCCGCUACCAGGUGCUUCACAAUGAGGAGGAUAAUUCAGAAUCAUCUCCUGUAGAGCAACCAUCAACAUCAAACCGAACACCUCAGAGUGUGCAGACUGCUCCUUCAGCGUCAGUACUGGAAUCAGACUCUUCUCCUCCCCCUUACAGUAGUAUUACUGUGGAAGUACCUACAACUUCAGAUACAGAAGUUUACAGUGAGUUUUAUCCUGUGCCACCUCCCUAUAGUGUUGCUACCUCUCUUCCUACAUAUGACGAAGCUGAGAAGGCUAAAGCUGCUGCAAUGGCAGCUGCAGCUGCGGAAACAUCUCAAAGAAUUCAGGAGGAAGAAUGUCCACCAAGAGAUGACUUCAGUGAUGCAGACCAGCUCAGAGUGGGUAAUGAUGGGAUUUUCAUGCUGGCAUUUUUCAUGGCAUUUAUUUUCAACUGGCUUGGAUUUUGUUUAUCCUUCUGUAUCACCAAUACCAUAGCCGGAAGGUAUGGUGCUAUCUGUGGGUUUGGUCUUUCAUUGAUCAAAUGGAUCCUUAUUGUCAGGUUUUCGGAUUAUUUUACUGGCUAUUUCAAUGGACAAUAUUGGCUUUGGUGGAUAUUUCUUGUACUUGGUCUGCUCCUUUUCUUCAGAGGAUUUGUUAAUUAUCUAAAAGUCAGAAACAUGUCUGAAAGUAUGGCAGCUGCUCAUAGAACAAGAUACUUCUUCUUACUAUAGAGACUGCAUCAACCAGACAUUCUUUCUUAUACCA
Molecule: messenger RNA, 1075 nt
Organism: Talpa occidentalis (Iberian mole)
Lineage: Eukaryota; Metazoa; Chordata; Mammalia; Eulipotyphla; Talpidae
Gene: NDFIP2
Product: Nedd4 family interacting protein 2
Exons: 8
Coding region: 31-1041 (336 amino acids)
Biological process (GO): metal ion transport; ubiquitin-dependent protein catabolic process; positive regulation of protein ubiquitination
Cellular component (GO): perinuclear region of cytoplasm; Golgi apparatus; endoplasmic reticulum
Molecular function (GO): WW domain binding
Source: RefSeq, a predicted model, not a curated record